CUCAGCAACAACGAUAAUCAGUGCCAAAAGUCACACGCUAUCUAACGCGUGCUCUCGUUAUAAAGCGGUUGCAUCCAUAUAUUUCGGUUAAACGUAUCGGUCAGUCAAUCUCUCGUAAUGUCGCGAUUUUUCAUGCUUUUCUUCGCACAAGUCGUUCUAUUUCUUUCGGCGAGGGCCUCGUCGGAAGUGAAAGAGCCGACCUGCCGAAACACCGAUGGCUACAUCGUCUGCCACUAUAAGGGGGUGCUCGUCGAAGUUACGCAACGCCGUUUUGAAGACCGAUUGGAUAUCAGCGAUCUGGAUCUCCUAGCGAUUCAACAGGAUGCCUUUAAGAACGUAACGGCGACGCACUUAUACUUGAAUCAAGGCAACCGGAUAUCCGUGCUGAAGAGAGGAUCCUUCCGCGGUUUGCCCAACUUAGAGCGUCUUCACUUGGAUGACAAUGUGGUACCGUUGUCGGAGCACUUGUUCGCGGAAUUGGAACACCUGCAAUCGCUAUCGUUGGUCUUCAACAAGAUCGAUUCAAUACCGAAGGACUCGUUCGCCGGUCUGUCAAGUCUGAUGUGGCUCUACCUGGGUCACAACGACAUUGAAGCGAUCGAGGUGGAAUCCUUCUCGAAUUUGAAUCCCGAACUGCUCUAUCUGUGGCUCAACAACAAUAAAAUUACCCGUGUCGCGCCGAAUUCCUUCGCCGGGUUAACCGAAUUGAAUCGCCUCCACUUGGACCACAAUCGGCUGGUGGACUUGCCAAACGAUGCCUUUCGAGGAUUGAACAAGCUGGAGGAUCUCUACUUAAAUGACAAUCGGAUAACGAGCAUCUCCAGGACGCUACUCCGUGACUUGGUCGGUCUGAGGAGACUUUAUCUUCAGCAGAACGAGAUCAGCGCUCUCGAGCCGGAAACGUUCCGGGAGCUGUCUCAGCUGGAACUAUUGCGACUAGACGGAAACAAACUGUCUCACAUUGUAGUCGGUACUUUUACCGGACUCUCCAAUCUGGAAGAGAUCAAACUGUCCGACAAUAACAUCCAGACGGUGGAUAAUGGCGCUUUCGCUGAUUUCGUCAAAUUACGAUAUCUCGAUUUCGGUGGCAACAAUUUGACCGAAAUCGACAGGAAGGUCAGCGACCUCACACAUCUUACUGUCAUACGUGGGAUCUAAAUGUUGUAGGGAUCUAUUAUUUGCUUGUAUCUCAGCGUAGAAUUCUUUCGCAAUGUAAAAAAAGAAAUAAAUGAAUCCUUGAUCGCAAUCUUGUUAUCGGGGUACAGCGGGGUAAUUUGAACAGUGGGAAAAUUUGGAUAAUAGUAUAAGUAUUUGCAAGAAUUUCAGAAAAAUAAAAGAUUUUUGGAUA
Wasmannia auropunctata (little fire ant) is the source of this 1348-nucleotide messenger RNA. RefSeq names its product insulin-like growth factor-binding protein complex acid labile subunit. Gene Ontology annotation, molecular function: protein binding. Gene Ontology annotation, cellular component: plasma membrane. The coding region runs from base 118 to 1158 and encodes 346 amino acids. The record is from RefSeq and is a predicted model, not a curated record. The transcript has a single exon. Lineage: Eukaryota; Metazoa; Arthropoda; Insecta; Hymenoptera; Formicidae.